Messenger RNA from Lactuca saligna, 723 nucleotides. NCBI's taxonomy places the organism in Eukaryota, Viridiplantae, Streptophyta, Magnoliopsida, Asterales, Asteraceae. The record is from the annotation of a GenBank genome assembly.
AUGCCUCCAAAAAUUGAGUUUGGCUCCUCCUCCGACAACCCCAAGAUCACCCCUGACAACCCUAAUGUCGCCCUUAACGAUCAAUUGGAGGUUUUAAUCCACCUUGUCACCGCCACCAACAAUCGCCUAGACACCAUCACCACUCAUCUUGUUGCACAAUCCAACACCAUGAACAACAUUGUCAAGCUUCUCACCGCUAACAACAACAACAACCAGGUACAACCACCGCUGAUGCCGCCACCACCACCACCUAAUGCUCACCCUCGCCCACCAAAAAUCUACCUCCCGAACUUUGAUGGAUCAAACUCGUUGGAUUGGGUGUUCCAAGCGGAAAACUACUUUACCUAUUAUGCUAUCCCACCAAACCAACGACUUGCCCUUUCCGUUUUUUACUUCACGGGUGAUGCCCUCAGUGGGUACAAACAUAUAACCAACAAAAACCUCCUUGGCCGAACUUGCCCUUCACGCCCCCAAACUCUCCAUCAAACUUAUGGUCUCACGAAGCUAAUCGAGGAUAAACUUCGUGCUCAACUUUCAUCUUCCGAGGAUUCCAUCGAGUCUCCCCUCACAAAACCGCCAUUAUUUCCCACCCUCCACCAUGUAACAUCCCGAUAUUCAGAAUUCAGAUCCAAGUUCUUGCAAUCACAAGUUCUAGUUAUAAUUCUUCUCACGAGGAGUAAAUUCCAUGCGGAUCGUUUGAACUGGAGCAAGAUCUUCACCUAA